Messenger RNA from Fusarium subglutinans, 1944 nucleotides. RefSeq names its product transcriptional regulatory. The transcript is spliced from 3 exons. Gene Ontology annotation, cellular component: nucleus. Bases 1 to 1944 code for a protein of 647 amino acids. The record is from RefSeq and is a predicted model, not a curated record. NCBI's taxonomy places the organism in Eukaryota, Fungi, Ascomycota, Sordariomycetes, Hypocreales, Nectriaceae. Gene Ontology annotation, molecular function: transcription cis-regulatory region binding; DNA-binding transcription factor activity, RNA polymerase II-specific; zinc ion binding. Gene Ontology annotation, biological process: positive regulation of transcription by RNA polymerase II.
AUGGAGGAGCCGGAGUCAGGUGCCAGGUCCACAGCCAAACGGAAGCUCCCCGUCAGAUCGAGAUCCGGAUGCUUGACCUGCCGGACCAAACACCUGAAAUGUGAUGAAGCGAAACCAGAAUGCCAAGUUUGUAUAUCGCGAGGUGUUCAGUGUGGAGGAUAUCAGCGCGGUUUGAGAUGGUCUACCAAACAUGAAAAACCAGCUGAACUCGCUGAGCAUACGUUCCGGACAUCACCAAAGCAAUCCUGCGGCACCAAGAAGCGUCGCGGUAGACCGCCAAAACGACAACUAGAUACUGCGUCUACCGCAUCGUUCACUACUGCUGGUUCGGUCUACAGCUCUAACGAUGCGAACCAGGGAGUUUUUGGUGAAUUUAUGCUCAACACACAGCCUUUGGAGGCUCAACAAGAUGCACAGCCUGCGGAAUCUGAAAUGAGCCCAACGAAUGAUUUCAUAUCUCAAUUCCCCCUCGAUCUUCCAGUUGAAGGCCUCCCGAUGUCAGAGUUUGAAUGGACGCCAGACACGCUGGAUCUAGCGACACCGACAUUUGACAAUUUUUCCGAUACGAGCACCGACCUUGCUCUUUUCCCAGUUCAGCAAAACUUCUCAACAUUAUUCGUUCCUCCACCAAUAACAGACCUCUCAACUCAACUCGUUGAAUACUGGUUUCGCGAUAUCUGCUCUUUAUGGUCGCAAUAUGACUCGCCGACAAACUCGAAUCGUAUGCUAGCAACAACUCUUUGGUCGACUUCGGAAGCUGUAUCGACUAGUUUGCAGAGCAUGUCAUCGGCGUAUCUCUCAUCCAAGAUGCCGCAUAUGAAGAAGACUUCUAUCGCUAUGAUGAAGAAUGCUACGGAUGUUAUCGAGGCGGAAUUACGUGUCGUAAAAUCAUCGCCAAACCUGGAUACUGUGCCUAUGGGUCUGAUAUAUGGGUUGUUUUGUAUAGGCACGAGCAUUUGCUGGUUGAACGCAACACAGUUAGACACAAACCCAUAUAUAACAUACGAGGCCGAAGAAGUAGAGGAUAUCAGUGCAGACGAAUAUCCAACGGCUCUACCAACCGAACCUGUCGUCGAUGACAUGCCGCAUCCUUGGACGGGUGUUUCAAACACAGUAUCGCGACUUCUGACGCAGACACUGAGACUCUGCCGUAAUUACAGAUAUCACGUUAAACAUCCUGGACCUUUUGCGACGCGCGAUCACGCCACUGCACUAAACAUGAUCGAAGAGGCCAAAACAUUAGAAGAAAAGCUUUUAGGUCUGGACUUUGAGUCGGCGCCUGCGAAUACCGAGACGGGAGAUCAGAAAACACCGUGUCGUCAUCUAGUCAACGUCGCUGAGGCGUAUCGCCUCGCUGGUCUUAUACACAUCUACCAAACAUUCCCGGAGCUAGUUCUUCUGAGAUUACCUGAUAACCUCUCCGGUCCAGCAGAUGCACAUAUCCCAUGGGAGGAAUGCAUCACACCACUAAGUCUCCGUCUAACUAAACUCAUCGAGCAACUCCCUGCCGACUCGGGUAGUAAAAUGACCCAACCCCUGCUCUGCAUCACCGCCAGCACCGGUCUACGCUUUGAGCCCUCUGAUACAGCCUCCAGCCCCGAAACCCAAGCCCCUCUCGCGACACCAACGCCUUUCGACCUCGGUAGCACAGAGCAUUGCGGGUUAUCAGAUUACAUAGGACAACUCAUCCAGGCAGACGAAGAUAUCGAGCGGUUAUCUACAACUACUGCUACGGAGUCGCGAAUGAAGAUUGUUGAGGCAAGAUGUUUUAUCGUCAGGAGGCUCGAUGCGUUGGAGGCGCUGCUGCCACCGAGGCCGAUUGUUGUAGCGAAGACGCUGGUACAGACGAUUUGGAAUGAGUAUGAUAAGGAGAAGUCGGGUGCUGCGAGUGUGCAUUGGAUUGAUGUCAUGGAGGAGAAUAAUUUGCGGUCAUUGUUUGGAUAG